Molecule: messenger RNA, 3323 nt
Organism: Gallus gallus (chicken)
Lineage: Eukaryota; Metazoa; Chordata; Aves; Galliformes; Phasianidae
Gene: ARSA
Product: arylsulfatase A
Exons: 8
Coding region: 791-2050 (419 amino acids)
Molecular function (GO): arylsulfatase activity
Source: RefSeq, a predicted model, not a curated record
GCAGCCCCUCCCGGUGCGGCCCGCGGUGGGGGAGGGCUGCGGUUCGGCUGCGCUGUGAGCGCGGUUCUGGGGACGACGGUGGGGGGUGGCAGCGGGAGCCGGGAGUGAGGGAGCCGCGGUGUGGGCUGCUGGAUGCAGAACCCCGGAGCUGUGGGGCUGGAACGGACUGCUGGAGUCCCCCCGCCCAGCCCCCCCAGCAGCCCCCCCCCAGCCGCACACAGAGCGCCCGGGUGGGUUUGGAUCCCCGCAGAGAUGAGGACUCCCCCACGUCUGUGGAUGCCGGGCUGUGCCACCCCCACGGCACGGAGUUCUCCCUCAGGGUCACACGGACCCCCCCGGACUCCAUUCUGUGCCCACUGCCCCUCGUCCUGUCACUGGGCACCACCGAACAGAUCCCAGCCCCACCUCCCUGACCGCUGCCCGUCAGAUAUCCAUCAGCACUGCUCACAUCCUCCCUCAGUGUUCCUUUCUCUGGGUGCACAGCCCUGGGGCUCUCAACCUGUCCCCAUCAGGAGGUGCUCCAGGCCCCCCACCUCUGUACUCUCUGCGGGGCACUUUCCAGCAGUUCCAAGUCUGCCUGGAACUGGAGAGCCCCACGCUGAGUGCAGUGCUCCAGCUGUGCCCUCUCAGGGCAGAGAGGAGGGGAGAAGCACCUCCCUGCCCUGCUGGCAGCACUCUAUGCAAUAAACCCCAGGCUCCCACUGGCCUUCUGGGCCACCAGGACAUGCUGCUGUCUCGUGGUCACCUUGUGGUCUAGCAUUGGGCUGCCCUGCUGACCGGCCGCUUCCAGAUGCGCUCCGGGAUUUACCCCGGUGUGUUUUACCCUGGCUCCCGGGGAGGCCUUCCUCUGUCUGAGGUCACCAUUGCAGAGGUGCUGAAGGCCAAAGGCUAUGCCACGGCCAUAGUUGGCAAAUGGCACCUCGGCCUGGGCGCUCGUGGCUCCUUCCUGCCCAUCCACCAAGGCUUCGACCACUUCCUGGGGGUGCCGUACUCCCACGACCAGGGCCCCUGUCAGAAUCUCACCUGCUUCCCACCUGACAUCAAGUGUUUUGGGACCUGUGACCAGGGCCUCGUGCCCGUCCCACUGUUCUGGAACCAAAGCAUCGUGCAGCAGCCAGUCUCCUUCCCUGAUCUGGUGCCGCUCUACAACAAAUUUGCACAGGACUUCAUUGCCGACUGCACCCGGCGAGGUGUGCCCUUCCUGCUCUACUACGCCUCCCAUCAUACCCACUAUCCCCAGUUUGCAAGCCAGGAGUAUGCAGGACGGUCACAGCGUGGGCCAUUUGGUGAUGCCCUUUCGGAGUUCGAUGGCUCAGUGGGGCAGCUGCUGCAGGCACUGCAGGAGAAUGGCCUCGAGAACACAACCUUUGUGUUUUUCACCUCUGACAAUGGCCCUUCUACCAUGCGGAUGGCACGUGGAGGCAGCUCUGGCCUUCUGAAAUGUGGGAAAGGCACAACGUAUGAAGGUGGCAUGCGGGAACCAGCAGUGGCCUAUUGGCCAGGCCGUAUCGCUCCAGGAGUAACUCACGAGCUGGCAAGCACCCUGGACAUCCUGCCAACACUGACUGCCCUGGCUGGAGCAGCUCUUCCCAACGUUUCCCUGGAUGGUUAUGACCUGAGUCCACUGCUGUUUGAGUCAGGGAAGAGUCCCCGUCAGACCAUGUUCUUCUACCCACCAUCCCCUGAUCCUCUGCAUGGCCCCUUUGCUGUCCGGCUCGGGAAGUACAAGGCCCACUACUUCACACAAGGUUCCUUUCACAGUGAUACAACGCCAGACCAGGCCUGCCAUGGGCUGACCCCGCUGACCCAUCACGAGCCCCCACUGCUCUUUGACCUGGAGUCAGACCCUGCCGAGAACUACAAUUUGUUGCAGAGCACUGCAGGGCCAGAAGUUUGGCAAGUCCUGAAGGACAUCAAACUGCAGAAGACACUUUUUGAGCAACGCAUGGAGUUUGGGGAAAGCCAGAUGAGGAAGGGCGGGGAUCCUGCCCUGGAACCCUGCUGCAAGCCAGACUGCACUCCCAAGCCCUCCUGCUGCUGCUGCUCAUAGCAUUUUGCUUCUCCACCCUCUUCUGCUGAUCCUAAACCCACCAGACCCCCCCCGCCUCUGACUAACCACAUGUAGCCUCAGAGCUACCCCAGAGCUUCAGCUCAGCGACACUGCUGACCCAAGGGAGUGCUGGCCUGGUGAGCUGAGGGUUGGGAAGGCUGCUAGCCCUGCUGGGUGUGCAGGUCAUUGUUGGACCUCCAAGCUGUGGUCUGUUAACAGAAACUCUGAGGGACCAGGAUAUGGAAUCAUCAGCAGAACCAGCACAGCUCCUUUCGAACUGCAGUUAAGAUGAAGCACAGGGUAUGCCCCGGUGUCUGGAGAUCCCAACUCAGCAGGAGGUAUGCUGUGCAACCCUUGUGGGGACAGUUGUGAGCUUCAGCAGCGUCACUGUGCGGGGGAUAAGAACACAGCAAAGAGCAGGAUGGGCUGGAUGGUCCUGACAGCUUCAGGGAUGGAGCUUUGUACAGCUAUUGCAGGGAGGACCCGCCAAUCAAUCAUAGAUUUGCUCAGGUUGGAAAAGACCUUAAAGAUCAUUGAGUCCAACCACAACCCAACCAUCUUACCCCAACUUUAACAGCCCUCUGCUAAAUCGUGUACCUGAGCACCACAUCCAGAUGGUUUUUAAACACAACCGGGGAUGGUGACUCCACCACCUCCCUGGGCAGCCCAUUCCAGUGCUUAACAACCCUUUCUGUAAAGAAGUGUUUCCUGAUAUCCAACCAAAACCUCCCCUGGUGCAACUUGAGGCCAUUUCCCCUCAUGCUGUCACCACUUCCCUAUCCUUCUUAACUCCAGAAGGUGGAGAUGUGGCUGGCCUGGUGUUUCUGUAAGGUCUGCAGAUGCUGGAGCUGCCUGCAGUCGGGUGAGCUGCACUCACAUUCCCUCCGCAUGACAAAAAUGGUCUCUUGCUCAUGAGCUAAUUGGCGUUCAUUAGCGAUCACAUGCACAGCAAUCCCAGCAGUAGGUGGUCGUUGGCAUUUGGGGUUUCCAACUGCUGGGUUGGGCCUGGAGCCCCUCCUGAUGGGGACAGGCUGGGAAUACCGGGGCUGUGCACCUGGGAAAGGGAAGGCUGAGGGGGGGAUCUGAGCAGUGGUGAUGGAUAUCUGACGGGCAGGGGUUGGGGAUGGUCAGUGAUGCCUGGGGUUGGACUGGAGGACUCCAGAGGCCCCUUCCAGCCCCACAGCUCUGGAGUUCUGUCUAGAAUAGGUCUUAACAAAAUAUAAAGGUGGACUACAGUGAUUGGACACAGGGCUCAAUAAAACAACCAAACCAA